Balaenoptera musculus (blue whale) is the source of this 2472-nucleotide messenger RNA. It is a transcript of the gene WDR77, whose product is annotated as WD repeat domain 77. The coding region runs from base 168 to 1196 and encodes 342 amino acids. Gene Ontology annotation, cellular component: methylosome. Gene Ontology annotation, molecular function: protein binding. The transcript has 10 exons. The record is from RefSeq and is a predicted model, not a curated record. Gene Ontology annotation, biological process: oocyte axis specification. Lineage: Eukaryota; Metazoa; Chordata; Mammalia; Artiodactyla; Balaenopteridae.
UCGCUGGAAAGCGGAAAGGAAUUGUAGAAGCAAUUCUCGCGAGAUUUAGGGAGGCUGUAGCCUGGCCAGAGGGGCGGAGGCCUAUAGAGGGACCACGUGGUGGCUCGCGGAGCUGAGUCUCCGGCGGGCGUCCAGUUUGAGUCUAGGUUGGAGUUGGAAUCGUGGAGAUGCGGAAGGAAACCCCGCCCCCGCUAGUGCCCCCGGAGGCCCGGGAGUGGAAUCUUCCCCCUAAUGCGCCCGCUUGUAUGGAGCGGCAGUUGGAGGCUGCGCGGUACCGGUCGGAUGGGGCGCUUCUGCUCGGGGCUUCUAGCCUGAGUGGCCGCUGCUGGGCUGGCUCCCUCUGGCUUUUCAAGGACCCUUGUGCCGCCCCCAACGAAGGUUUCUGCUCCGCUGGAGUCCAGACGGAGGCCGGAGUGGCUGACCUCACUUGGGUAGGGGACAGAGGUAUCCUAGUGGCUUCCGAUUCAGGUGCUGUUGAAUUGUGGGAGCUGGAUGAGAAUGAGACACUAAUUGUCAGCAAGUUCUGCAAGUAUGAGCACGAUGACAUCGUGUCUACAGUCAGUGUCCUGAGCUCUGGCACGCAAGCUGUCAGUGGUAGCAAAGACUUCUGCGUCAAAGUUUGGGACCUUGCUCAACAGAUGAUUCUGAACUCAUACCGAGCUCACUCUGGGCAGGUCACCUGUGUUGCUGCCUCUCCCCACAAGGAUUCUGUGUUUCUUUCAUGCGGUGAGGACAAUAGAAUUUUACUGUGGGAUACCCGCUGUCCCAAGCCAGCAUCACAGAUGGGCUGCAGUGCCUCUGGCUACCUUCCCGCCUCCCUGGCUUGGCAUCCUCAGCAGAGUGAAGUCUUUGUCUUUGGUGAUGAGAAUGGGACUGUCUCCCUUGUGGACACCAAGAGUGCAGGCUGUGCCCUCAGCUCAGCUGUGCACUCCCAGUGUGUCACUGGGCUGGUGUUCUCCCCGCACAGUGCUCCCUUCCUGGCCUCUGUCAGUGAAGACUGCUCCCUUGCUGUGCUGGACUCAGGCCUUUCUGAGGUGUUUAGAAGCCGAGCCCACAGAGACUUUGUGAGAGAUGCUACUUGGUCCCCGCUCAAUCACUCCCUUCUUACCACAGUGGGCUGGGACCAUCAGGUCAUCCACCAUAUCGUGCCCACAGAACCUCUCCCAGAGCCUGGACCUAAGAGUGUUGCUGAGUAGAUUGGAUUUCAGACAAAAAGCAAAUCCCCAAUGAGUAUCCGCUCCCUUUGCCCCUUCCCUCUCAGUUUGUGAGACAACACAGGAGCCUUUUACAGUAUGUUGGUACACCAGAUCUGUGCAGUUAAUAGGCAUUGUCUCUCAGCCUGGGGUAGGCUGGAUUCUGGGGUCCUGUAGCCAGGGAAGAAAAACUUCCUUGAACAUGGAUAUGUAUGUAUUUGAGUGUGUAUGUAGAUAAAUAGUUUUUGUUGAUGGGGGGAAUAAAAAAUCCAUCCCGCAUCUUUCCCAAGGCCCAAUCCCCAUUCCCCACCCCCCCCAGCGCCCGCCCCAAAGUUAACAAAAGAUUUUAUGCUUCCCAUGUAGCUUUGCAUGAGGAAUUGGCCAUGUCUGUAUGAGGUAUGGGAUGUGGGCAUCCCUGGAUUCUUGGAAGCAGCUCAUAGAGAUAGGAGCAAUUUUAUUUUUUUAUAGAGCUUAAUUCACCUUUGUCAUGGGCUGUGCUUCCAUUCACAUCCAGCCCAGCUCACCUUGAGGAAGAGCUAGGACACUCACCACAGUUUUGCACAUCCCUUGUUAUUAAACUGAGCCAGAAGUCCAGUUUCUGGCUGAAUAAGAAGUUUGGCUGGUACCUGUGUAAUGCCCCCACCCCACCCCCGACCCCCAUGGAGUUGUGUAUAUGAGAGAUGAGAGUGUAUUUCUGCCAUAGAUGCCAUAAAAGAGUUUCAGGAUGGAGAGUUUAAAGGCAUUUCAGUUAAAAACUGACACAGACUUGCAUAGGAAUGUCUGCCACUUUCCCACCUGAAAACAGUCUGGGGCCUGACCUUUUUUGCCUCUGGGCCCCUGUCUCUGGAUAUAGGAAGCCUGAAUGCUAUUUUGGGGGACUCUGAAAAUUUUAAAUACGGCAUCAGAGAAAGAAUCGGAAGUACCGGUCAGUGAAAUAAAAAGUUGAUUCAUUGUUGGCUUGUCUUUUGAAGCGUGUGUGUCAUGUGCCGUUAGACAUGCCACUUAUGUGAGCCAUCAGGGUAUCUCUUAUAGCCUAUUACUUUUUUGUGUGCUUCCCCAGCCCCCUAGAGUAGCUAGUUGGAACUUAAGGUAAAUAUUUGGUUACUUGGUUGGUGGCUACUGCCACUUAGAAGUUAUGGAUCAAUUGCUGAUUGUAUUAAAACUAAAUUAAAUCAGUUAUGUACUUCUGUGCUUUGCAAGUUUCGUUUAGCUAAAAUAUCAUGAAACUGGGGCAGUUUCACGGGCAAAGUAUUUGUAAGUAAAGCUGUGUUUCACCCUU